This is a messenger RNA of Phragmites australis (common reed), 1602 nucleotides long. RefSeq lists its product as uncharacterized. The record is from RefSeq and is a predicted model, not a curated record. The transcript is spliced from 2 exons. Lineage: Eukaryota; Viridiplantae; Streptophyta; Magnoliopsida; Poales; Poaceae. Bases 238 to 1227 code for a protein of 329 amino acids.
CCUUCUCGUUUCCUCCUCCUUUCCUUUCCGGCCUUCCCUUGGCGUCUCCUCGCCGCGACCGCGGCCGAAUUCUAAGCCUCCUCGCCGGCGGCUGCCGCCGACUCGCUGGGACACGAGUUUGGAGUUGGAAAUAAAGAAUCAACCUUGCAUCUGUGUCUCUGUGCCACUUUUAUUUGGAUUGCAGCAAAAAAAUUGGAACAAACAAACACCCUUGCAUCUCACUGACUUGAGGUAACUAUGCCAAAGGACAGGAGCUCCCGUGUUGCCUCCUUCGAGAGCCGCCGCCGAUCUCGCGGUUCGCCAUACUUCUCGUCGUCGCGUGGACGGAGCGCUUCUCGCCUUUCAGAGGAAUCUUCUGCGGCUGCUGCGGCGGCCGCAGCAAAGCAGGCCGCCGAGUGGGAGGAGGUCCGGUGCCCCGUGUGCAUGGACCACCCGCACAACGCGGUUCUGCUUGUCUGCUCGUCGCACGAGAUGGGCUGCCGCCCCUUCAUGUGCGACACGAGCUCCCGGCACUCCAACUGCCUCGACCAGUACUGCAAGUCCUCCAAGGAGUCCUCUAAGGAUCCGGGGGCGGCGGCGGCGGCGGCGGCUGCGGCGGCGGAGUGCAGCGAGUGCCAGCAGCAGGUGAAGCUGUCGUGCCCGCUGUGCCGUGGGCCGGUCAGCCAUUGGAUCAAGGACAACGAUGCGCGGAGGUUCAUGAACUCCAAGAUCCGGUCGUGCACCACGGACUCGUGCGAGUUCAGGGGCGCGUACCACGAGCUGAGGAAGCACGCCAGGGUGGAACACCCGGCGGCGAGGCCGAUGGUGGUGGACCCCGAGCGGCAGCGGGACUGGCGCAGGAUGGAGCAGCAGCGCGAUUUCGGGGACCUGCUGAGCAUGCUGCGUUCCGGGUUCAGCAGCGGCGUGGAGGAUGACGGCGGGCUUGGAAACGGCGAAGGGGAAGAGGAGAUAACUGAGACUGCCCUGCACAGCCGGUCCUUCACAAUGGUUGUCAUCAUGCGGUCAACCAGGUCGAUCAACCAGUACUUAUCAGGCCGGAGAACGAUUUUUCUGAUCAGGGAGGGCCUUGGUGAACCCUCCCCAGCAGCAGGAACCAGCGGCAGUGAUGAUGCCAACGCCGCGGCUCCCGACGGCGAGGCAGGGGAUGGCCCUGCGCCAUCAACAGAGGCAUCUACCGGUUCGGCGCAUGACUGCGAAGAAUUAGCCGACGGCGACCCCGCACAAUGAUGGGUAGCAGCUGGUAGGAGGUUCCAUGGCGUCCUCUUGGCCUGAAGAUCCUGACCAGCAUGAUACCGUGCAUCCUGUGCCACCGUGCUGGGAAGGAUAAAAACAUGGAUGCUUGUGUCUCCAAGGCGUAGUCAGGACAUUCUGCCUACGGCAGAGACGAAUUUGAGAGGAGCUUAGCAACGCAGGGAUAGGCUCGAAGCCGUGGUGGAGUUGGGCCUGUACUCGAAGCUCUAAUGUAUUUGCUUGGGUCUGUAGCAAACAAGAAAAAACAAUUGGGUGGCUGUAUUUACCUUGUCUGGGCUCUGGAUGGGUUCGAUUCGCUGCGUUGUAAUCUCACUUAUAUGAAUAGAUUCGUUUUGCGUUGGAGAAUUUGAA